UUUCAUUGGUAAUCGAUUUUUUCUAUUAUUUUUUAGAAUUUUAAUUUUUUCUAUUUUUUCCUUAUUCUCUGUUUUUGUCUUUUUACAACAUUUUAUGAGAAAUCGAAUUAGUGACCAUUUUCUUUUUAAUAUCCAAAUAAUGACAGAAAUUAGUGCGAUGGUAAUUUUUCCAACAAAGUAAAUUAUAUUUGAAAAUAAAUACACUGCAAGGGCUACUAAAACCAUGGCGAGUUCGGGAUUGCAUCUAGGAUUGGUUAAUCGUUCAAUGCAUAAAUUACAUUUUAUUAGUCCACACAUAUUUAAUGGUUGGCAUUUAAUCCCUUUUUCCUUUAUAUUUUGACCGUUAUUAAAGAAUUUUAUUGUUGCUUCAAACCCAUUUAUUAAGUCUUCCUUUGGUAAUGUAAUUUCUUGUGUAGUGUCGGGAAAAGGUAUAUAAAUGCAUUUUUUCAAACAAAUUUCUAUUCCGUUUAUUUCUUUAUUUAUUUUUAUUAAAAUUCCUUCCUUGGCGCACUCUAACUCACAUUCUUUACAUCCCUUCUCAUUUUCAUUUUUAAAAUCGUAUACUCUUUUAGAAAUUUCACCCCACGCUUUAAUGACGACUUUACCAUGAUUUGAAACAAAAUAUGCCACUUCAUUUUUAGAAUAAAAACAAAAUUUUUUCCCAUUUUCAGAACAUGCGUGUUUAGAACAGUAUAGGGGUGAUCCGGUUGUUUCCCCAACCCCAAAGCAUAUAAACUCGUCAUUUAAAUUUUCUUUCAUUUCUAUCUUUAAUUCAUUAACUAAAUGUUUUGUACCAUCGUAUAACUCGAUUUGUUUAAAUUUUUUAAUUUCUGAAAAGUUUUUACAAUUUUCUUUAUACUCAAAUGAACAUAUUUUUGGCCUAUUAUGUUCUAUAAUAUUUUUUACAUCUGGGUCAUUGGCUGUUGAUCUUUUUAUCUCUAAUCCUUUAUAAAAUGAACACUCUAUUGCCCAGUCGGGACAGACACAAGCCGGGUUACAAUUUCCUUUUCCACACUCGUUUCUUUUCCAACAAA
This is a messenger RNA of Meloidogyne enterolobii, 1034 nucleotides long. The record is from the annotation of a GenBank genome assembly. Lineage: Eukaryota; Metazoa; Nematoda; Chromadorea; Rhabditida; Meloidogynidae.